AUGCCCAGUAGAAAACAGAUGAACAUCGGUCAUCAUGCUUUCCACCGUGAACAGCAGCAGCACUACGAGAACUUGAGGAACUACCAUAGUAUGAUGCUGCAAAACCAGUACGUCCAUCAGCAACAACAACAACAGAAUGAACAGCAGUGGCAGCACGGUAAAAAGAAAAUGGCCCGUCAGCAAGCAGGAGAAAGCAUUGUAGACGUUCGAUCUAUUCUCCUGAUGAUGGAGCAAUUAAUGGCCCCAUAUGUGUGCAAUUUGAAUAGCCCUCGGAACAUGUCCGUGGACAUUUCAGCUCUGCUGCAGCCUUGCUCGAAGCGCGGAGUCUUGACCUAG
Aedes albopictus (Asian tiger mosquito) is the source of this 336-nucleotide messenger RNA. RefSeq lists its product as uncharacterized. The transcript has 4 exons. The coding region runs from base 1 to 336 and encodes 111 amino acids. The record is from RefSeq and is a predicted model, not a curated record. Lineage: Eukaryota; Metazoa; Arthropoda; Insecta; Diptera; Culicidae.